GCAGCAGAGCGCGGCGCAGAAUCGUGAUUGUGCGUAAACUACGUCAAAUCCGCACGGAAGAAGCAGAAUGCUGCACCGACUGGAGCUGCCUUGUCUUCAUCUUUUGUUUGGGGUUUCAGCUGACUCUGUUAUGUUUCUGCCUGCGUCGCUUUGUACCUGAAUCCUUUGGCUAUCAGACGCUUGAUGGAGGCUGCAGGAAGGAUUUAGAGAUAUGCUGCGUGGCUCAUUUUCAUCCUUCGCUCGAUCGGGUUUCACUGGAUUGGCCGAGGCAGAUGCCAUUCAAUACACUGCUCCUGCCUGCAUGGUAUAAACAGCAUGGACAUCGCACAUUCCAGAGGCUCUAAAUAUAUCUAUUAAGGCCACAGGAGGGGGAGGACUGGUGUAGGGGGGUUUAUCCUGGGACGCCUCACUGUCGUGGUGAACUCGCACCACUUGAAUUAUCUUUUCCGGAGAUUGACAAUCGGUUAUUGUAGCCGCAGAAGACAACUUGGCCCUAUCCAAACAUGCCCUCGAGUUACAACGUGAGAUCCAGGGCGAGGGAGAGAAACAGCGUCCUGAGCAGACCUGAGUUCAUGUCCCUCAACCAUCAGCCCCUCCGCGGCGGCAGCAGCAGCACCGGCAGCAGCGGCGGCGGCGGCGGAGGAGGCUCCUCUGAGAGCCGAAGCAGCUCACGACGACCGGCUCAAAUCAAGCACCAAACAAGCCAGCAGAGCGAGGAACCUACCGACAGUGGCAGCAAGGACAGGAGAGAGUCCAGCAAGAUGCCAGAGGAAGACUGCAUGCAGCUCAACCCUUCUUUCAAGGGAAUUGCAAUGAACUCCCUCCUCGCCAUUGACAUCUGCCUGUCCAAGCGCAUGGGGGUGUGCGCCUCCACGUCCUCCUCAUGGGGAGGCUGCCGGUCCAUGGUGGCUCUGCUGGCGCUCACAGGCCACGGCAUCACGUGGAUCAUUGGCACUAUCGUGUGUCUCACACGGAGUAAUACUCUGGCUGGACAAGAGGUCCUAGUCAACCUGCUGCUUGCCCUCAUCCUUGAUGUCAUGACCGUGGCCGGAGUCCAGAGGCUGGUGAAGCGGAGAGGACCCUGGGAGAUGACGCCGGGCUUCCUGGACUGCGUCGCCAUGGACACCUACUCCUUCCCCGCCGCUCACGCCAGCCGGGCCGCCAUGGUCUCCAAGUUCCUGCUGUCCCACCUGGUCCUGGCGGUGCCGCUCCGCAUCCUGCUGGUGCUGUGGGCCUUCCUGGUGGGCAUGUCCCGGGUGCUGUUGGGGAAACACCACCUCACAGAUAUGGUGUGUGGGUUCGCGCUCGGCAUGCUUCACUUUAGCCUCAUGGAGUCGGUGUGGCUCUCGUCAAGCACCUGCCAGACUCUUAUUUCCAUAAGCACGCUCAGCUGGAGCCCCUUUUUCUGAGUUUUUGAUAUGCUAGCACCCAAGGCUCAUUUGAUACUCCCACCUUGCAAUAUUGAGGACUUAGGUAGUUAUUUUUGCAAGGGUCAGAAGUUUUUAUUGCAGGCUGCCUACUAAGAAGCAGUAACAUUUGGAUGCAGAUGCUGACUUGCAUGUAAAACCCAAAACAGGCAGGUCACAGAACCUUACAAGAGAAAUUCUCCUGUUACACACCUUUACUGCUUCUUAGUUUCAAUUAAACACUAAUAAUAAAGAAAAAAUUAAGGGAACUGCAAACUAUUUACAAGUUUUCCUGAAAUUAUACACGGAGGGUUAUGAUUUUAGAUUUUUUUUUAAAUGUUUUUGAAAAAGCAGGUACCAUUCAUCCAUGAUUUAACCUCUUUCUAGAACUUUCUCUUACUUCCUUUUCUUUGCUUUCAUCCUUUAAGAUGGUGAAAUACUGAAACCAUGUUGAACACUGAAGGAGUCUGGUGUUAGGCUGUAGUAUCGGAUGUAAAAUUAAAAGUAUAUAAAGCUAUUGCUGUUUGGAUAUCGUUCCUGAUUGGCAUGACUAUUAUAUUUCUGUAUUUCUGGAAUUCUCUUUCUUUCAUUGUAUGUUUAUUACAUGUGAACUUACUUUCAACGCAGCUGACUUCAGCUGUUUGUACACAUUUGGAUAGAACUUUUUCAUACAUUAUCAAGUAUAAUUUCCUUCAGUGUGCCAUUUGUGAUUUUAUGAGUUUAAAUCCUUUUUUAUAGCUGAUGCUUCUCUUCAGCUCUUUCAUUAGAGGCUCGUCAAGUCUGCACAUUAGCCUAACAGAUGUUUAUGGUUUGCCAAUGACACCGAUUCUGUGCCCCACUAAACAACUGAAGCGUGUGUGUGUGUGUGUGCUCUUGUACUUGCUACUUGGUGAGUACCAUUUUCUGCAUUUAACUAUCAAAGUGAGGACAUUUUUACAAAGUAAGGACAUAAAGGCCGGUCCUCACUUUGAAACAGCCAUGUUUGAGGGUGAAGACUUGUUUUUAGAGAACAGGUAUGAAUUGAGGUUUGGUUAGGGUUAGGGUAAGGAUUAAGUUUAGGCAAUCAGUUGUGAUGGUUAAGGUUAGGAUAAGGCUCUAGGAAAUGCAUUACGCCUAUGGAUGUCCUCACUAAGAUAGAAGUACAAACGUGUGUGUGUGUGUGUGUGUGUGUGUGCGUGCGUGCGUGCGUGUGUGUGUGCGUGUGUGUGUGCGUGUGCGCAUGUCACCGCACAGCAAAAAUAUCUGUUUGAAAUAUCAGUUGUCAGGCCUUUUUUUCUGAAUGUGUUUUUUAUAGACCUUUGAAAUGAAACCUGCUGGGUUUCUUUGGCAAAAACGUCUCUGUGCACUGGUUUGGUACAGUUAUAGUUUAGUGGAUAUUAGUUAGUUUUGUUGUGUACAGGGAUCUGCAUAUGAUGUUUUUACUUUGUUGUUCCAUCUCAUUAAUAAACGAGGUGGACAGUCAGGAAAA
This is a messenger RNA of Acanthochromis polyacanthus (spiny chromis), 2874 nucleotides long. RefSeq names its product inactive phospholipid phosphatase 7. Gene Ontology annotation, cellular component: nuclear envelope. The record is from RefSeq and is a predicted model, not a curated record. The transcript is spliced from 3 exons. NCBI's taxonomy places the organism in Eukaryota, Metazoa, Chordata, Actinopteri, Pomacentridae. The coding region runs from base 504 to 1409 and encodes 301 amino acids. Gene Ontology annotation, molecular function: sphingosine-1-phosphate phosphatase activity.